Messenger RNA from Anguilla anguilla (European eel), 4374 nucleotides. It is a transcript of the gene cracd, whose product is annotated as capping protein inhibiting regulator of actin dynamics. Gene Ontology annotation, biological process: negative regulation of barbed-end actin filament capping; maintenance of gastrointestinal epithelium. The record is from RefSeq and is a predicted model, not a curated record. The coding region runs from base 158 to 3775 and encodes 1205 amino acids. NCBI's taxonomy places the organism in Eukaryota, Metazoa, Chordata, Actinopteri, Anguilliformes, Anguillidae. The transcript has 10 exons.
UGUGUGUCUGCUGCGAGGAGCGAGCACCCGCAGCAUCAGCAACACAAAGAGGUCGGAGCUCGCGUGCAGCAGCACGGCGGAGACGCAGAGCGGCGCGGAACACAAAGGCGGGUGGAGGGGAAAUUUCUGUGAUUGAGUGAUCAACCUUAUAGUUACCAUGGCAACAGAUGUCCAAGAAACAAACCAUGAUGUUUGUUUAGAGGUAUCAGUACAGAAAACCCCAGAGCGCAGGACGCAGGGCAAAUUCCAGCCCUUUCGCAGGCUGUUUGCCAAGCGGAAGAAGAGGCAGCCUGAGCGUGGCGUGGAGCAGAAGCAGCUGAGAGCCAGCCGGUCCAACGGCGAUGUGCGCAACAGGCUCAGCUCAGAGGAUGAAGCCAGCUGCCCAAAUCUGAGGGAGCUGAACAGUCGCUGUCUGUCACACGACAGUGUUUUUGUCCCAGACCCACCAGGGGAACCCCAGUCAACCAUGUCCCAGGACAAUGUCUCAGAUAAAGUGAGAAACCUACAGAGACAGAUCGCCCAAAGUAUAAAGUUUGGGCCGAAGCCUCACUCCUCGAGGGAGAGCGAGGGAAGCUCUGAUGAGGAAGACACGCCCACAAGCCCCCUGCAGGUGCAGGCACAGGUGGAGGUGGAGGCGGAGGCAGAGCCAGGGCUGUCACAGGGAGGAAUCCAGAUGGCGGCAGCGGUGGUGGUGAAGUCUCCCCGGUCUAAGAGAGCCCCCCCAGCAGCCGGCACUAUCGAGUCCAUCAACCUGGACGCUGUGCCACAGUCCUGCCCCCGCCUGGACAGCACCGCCGCCCGCCACAAGCUGUCUGUCAAACCCAAAAACCAGCGUGUGUCACGCAAGCACAGGAGGACCACCCAGGAUCUGCAGGAUGUGUCCCACCCUGGAGUUCUUCAGGAAGAGCCAGAACCACAGGCAAGAGCUCCCAGCAUGCCCUGGGGCCACAAAGACCAGUCUGAGUACAAACUCCCCCAAGAAUCAAAGAAACAGAAACUACAUGAGGAAGAGGAGCAGACACUCCAAGAGCUGGAACAGAGGGAGGAGAGACAAAAAGAAGAGGAGCAAAAGAGUGAGGAGGACAGACCAAGAGUAGAGAUGCAAAUGAGAGAAGAGGAGGUACAAAAGAGAGAGGAGGAGAGACAGAGAGAAGAACAACAGAGGCAGAGAGAUGAACUGCGUAAGAAAACAGAGGAGGAGGAGAGACAGAGGGAAGAGGAGCAAUGGAGGGAGGAGGAGCGACAGAGAGAGGAGGAGAGACAGAGAGAGGAGGUGCGAAAGAGAGAGGAGCAAUGGAGAGAGGAGGAGCAAAAGAGAGAGGAGGAGCGACAGAGAGAAGAGGCGCGAAAGAGAGAGGAGAUACAAAGAGAGGAGGAGAGACAAAGAGAGGAGGUGCGAAAGAGGGAGGAGGAGAGACAGAGAGAGGAGGUGCGAAAGAGAGAGGAGGUACAAAAGAGGGAGGAGGAGCGACAGAGAGAGGAGGUACGAAAGAGGGAGGAGGAGCGACAGAGAGAGGAGGUGCAAAAGAGAGAGGAAGAGAAACAAAGAGAGGAGGAGCGACAGAGAGAGGAGGUACAAAAGAUAGAAGAGGAGCGACAGAGAGAGGAGGUACGAAAGAGGGAGGAGGAGCGACAGAGAGAGGAGGUACAAAAGAGGGAAGAACACCUGCGCUUGGUGGAAGAGACGCAGAAGAGAGUGCAGCAGGAGGAGAGAGAGCGGCAGGAUGCUGAGAAACAGAGGAUCCAAGACAUGGAGGAGAAGAGGCGGGGAGAAGAGCACAGGUUGAGGGAGGCAGAAGUGCAGAAGGAGGAGAAGCAGCAGGAAGAGGAGGAGAAAGAGGAGGACCUGGGCAGCAGGCAGCAGCAGGCUGAGGAGCUGCGCUGGCGAGAGAUGGAGGACAGGCAGCGACCUUUCACCUUUAAGGUGUCCUCUGGAGAGAAGCAGAUUCUCUUCCAAAAGGUCAACCUGACUCCUGUGACACCCUGCAACCAGCAAGGCGGCGCCUCUGACAGCAAGGAGGUGCGGACGGCUCCCACAGGAAGCGCAGACUCGCCGCUGCUCCCUGGCUCGCUGUAUGUGCCACACACCGCUAUCCUGGUGACGGGGGCGCAGCUGUGUGGCGCUGCCGUCAACCUGGACCAGAUCAGAGACCCGGCGUGCAAGUCCCUGCUGGGCCUGGCCGAGGACAGGAGGGCCGCAGUGGUGCAGCCCGUCAGGAGCGCGGGGAAGACCAAAUCCCUAAAGGACAGCUCCGCCGAGCAGGCCAGCGCCGCCGUCCUGGCAGAGUGGGCCAGCAUCCGGUCUAGGAUCUUCCGCGGAGCAGAGGGCGGAGCAGAGGGCGGGGCAGAGGGCGGGGUCGAGGCGGGCGGGAGGGGGAGGGAUGCUCGGCCCACCAGCGAGGACCUGAGCCAGAAGUUCGUCUCCCACGGCAACCUCCGCAAGACCCUGUCCGCCAACGCAAAGUUCUCCAUCACUCCAGCACGGCGGAAAUUUCCAGACACCUCCCGGUCCUGUGAGGGGGCGCAACGCGAGCCCCCCUCCCCCGAGCCAGCCGCCGCCCAGGCCCCUCCCAAGCACGGGAAGACCGUGCGGAUUGCAGAUGGGACAGAGGGAUGUGUGUUUGCCAAAGAUCUCCCUUCCUUCCUGGUACCCAGCCCGCCCCCGGGGUCCCCCAAAACCCGGCCGCUGUCCGAGGCCCUGAGCCUCGGCGACCUCGAGGCCAAAGUGGGGGGUGAGGGGAAGGGCCCCGGGGCGGAGGACAAGCCCUCUCCAUUCGGGAUCAAACUGCGGCGGACCAACUUCUCUCUGCGCUUCCACAGCGAGCAGCCCACGGAGAAGAGAAAGAAGCGCUACAGCGCCGGUGACAGCUUUGAGGGGAUCCCCACCCCCCUGACCCCCACUCACCCUGAUCUGGAAGGCUCUGUGUUCCCCAGCCCCACGUCUCCCCUGCGGGAGGAUGGCGGCAAGCCCCCGCUUCCCGCGGGAGGGGCGUCCGAUCUGGCAGCGCUGUCCUGCAGGCCGCCUGUGUUUCAGAAACCGUGUGUCGCCCCAAAACCCCCCAGUGCCACACCACCCCCCUCUCCUCUCUCCAGGGGGAACAGGAGCGCAGAGGGGGCAGGGUGGGAGCGGGGAGAGCACUGCAGGGCAGAACUUGCCUCCCAACAGUCCAGCCGGCAGGAAGAGGUGGAGCUUAAGGAGAAGAGGUCCUUCUUCCCGUCCAUCAACAUUCCCUGGAGGGAGAAGGGAGACAGGAGGGCUGAACUCAGGCGAGAAAAGCCCUCGUUGCAGAGCAGGCACUCGUUGGACAGUGCGCGCACACAGGAGAAGGAGGCGGGGCCUCUGUGGAUCACUCUCGCACUGCAGAAACAGAAGGGGUUCCGAGACCAGCAGCUGAGCCGGGAGGAGAGGCGACACAUGAGGGAGGUCAAGCUGGCUGAGAAGCAAGCGAAAGACCGAGAGACCAGUACGCUCACCAUUCCUCCUGAAACCCAGAGUAGCAGCACCGUCCCCAAACCGCACCCCCCGCCAGAGGAGAGGCCCGACAUGCUACUCAGCAAGUUUGAGCGCAGAGAGAACCUGAGGAAGUCUAAUACUCUGCCAACCUCAGUCACAGUUGAGAUUGCGGACUCCACCACCUCUCCCCCAGCAGUGAAAGAUGUGACCAAACGCUUCCCUUCGUCUGAUUCGCCGGCCGUUUCCACGGAGCCCGCCUGGCUUGCUCUGGCCAAACGCAAAGCCAAAGCCUGGAGCGACUGCCCCCAGAUUAUCAAGUGAAUCCCUCAACAGCCUCACAUUCCCAAAACCCCAUCCUGGAAGCUCCCUCAACAGGCUCACAUUCCCAAAACCCCAUCCCAGAAGCUCCCUCAACAGGCUCACAUUCCCAAAACCCCAUCCUGGAAGCUCCCUCAACAGGCUCACAUUCCCAAAACCCCAUCCCAGAAGCUCCCUCAACAACCUCAUAUUCCCAAAACACCAUCCCAGAAGCUCCCUCAACAACCUCAUAUUCCCAAAACCCCAUCCCAGAAGCUCCCUGAACAACCUCAUAUUCCCAAAAUCCCAUCCCACGUGCUCCCUCAACAAACUCAUAUUCCCAAAACCCCAUCCUGGAAGCUCCCUCAACAACCUCAUAUUCCCAAAACCCCAUCCCACAUGUUCCCUCAACAAACUCAUAUUCCCAAAACUCAAUCCCGGAAACUUCCCCUGCCCCACCUCCCCAAAUCACUCUCCACGAAGUAUCUCUGAAGAAUGGUUCUAUACCCUCACACUCACACAGUCAUGUUUGGUCUGACACCCUUAGAAGUUCAUGUUUGUUUUUACGUCCUUAAAUGGUCAUGUUUGUUUUUAUACCCUUAAACGGUCAUGUUUGACUCGUU